AUGUCGGCAAGCACCAGUACUCCACGAAGUCCUCUUUCUUCUUCAUCCUUCAGCAAUGUUAACGGCUUGCUCCCAAAUGCAAAGAAGUAUGAAGAAAUCAACGUUAUAGGGACAGGAGCAUAUGGUACAGUUUACAAAGCACGAGACCUUCUCAACGAUGGUCACAUUGUGGCUAUGAAAAAGGUGAAGGUCGCAUUAACUGAAGAUGGUAUACCAUUGUCAACAGUAAGAGAGAUAGCAUUGCUAAGACAAUUAGAAGCAUAUAGACAUCCUAAUAUUGUAAGACUCCUGGAUGUAUGCCACGGUGGACAAUCAAUGGAAAGAGAUCAGCAGCUUGUGCUGUUUCUGGUGUUCGAACAUGUCGAACAAGAUUUAGAUUCUUUCUUGAAGAGAUCUCCGGGUCCACUAUCAGAAAACAGGAUAAGGAGCAUGUCCUAUGACAUUUUGUCGGGCAUAGACUUCUUGCAUUCGCAUCGCAUCGUGCAUCGAGAUUUGAAACCUCACAAUCUACUAGUGACACGCGCUGGUCGCGUCAAAUUAGCUGACUUCGGACUCGCCAAAACUUAUGAUGCGGAUAUGAAACUCACAAGUGUGGUUGUAACCCUGUGGUACCGCCCGCCGGAGGUUCUUCUAGGCGUGUCUUAUAAUACAGCGGUCGACGUGUGGUCAUGUGGUUGCGUGUUAGCUGAAUUGCACACCAGAGCACCCUUGAUGCCAGGAACAUCUGAUUCGGAACAAUUGCACUGUAUAUUCAGACUCCUUGGUCGACCGUCGAGAUUUGAGUGGCCGGACAAUGUUUCUAUACUGCCGGACAGUUUUCCGGACUACCCGCCUAAAAAUCUCGCUGACGUCAUACCUAAUAUACACCCCGACGCGCUAGACCUCAUAAGGAGAAUGCUCGUUUUCGAUCCAGCAAAGCGUCUCACAGCUUUAGACUGCUUAGAACAUCCUUACUUCACAGACGAACCUCUUAUGUAAUGUUCUAGAAUACUAAGUUAAUUAAUACUAUUUCAUAUCCAACGUUGAGUAGACAUUUUCUACUUUUUCUCUGAUUGAGACUGAUUAUUUUUUGCUGCCACACUAAAGCGAGUAAUUUGAGAUUAUAAGAACAGAUAAGGGCUGCAUUGUAUUUGCCAACAUGGAAUUGCCCUUUUCUGUCGAUCUAAACCGCCAUUUGUUAAAACAAGAAAGAUAGAGGUUAUGCGAUAAUAACACGCCCCGGAAUCAUCGAGAGGAUAUAGGUGAUAAGCUAUCUUACUCGCUCUUGCAAAUGACAUAUUUGAGCAUUAGAAAAGGAACAUUAUAUUAAUGUAAAAAAGAUACCAU
This is a messenger RNA of Diatraea saccharalis (sugarcane borer), 1326 nucleotides long. Lineage: Eukaryota; Metazoa; Arthropoda; Insecta; Lepidoptera; Crambidae. The record is from the annotation of a GenBank genome assembly.